This is a messenger RNA of Neltuma alba, 1881 nucleotides long. RefSeq lists its product as uncharacterized. Bases 1 to 1881 code for a protein of 626 amino acids. The transcript has a single exon. Gene Ontology annotation, molecular function: nucleic acid binding; zinc ion binding; aspartic-type endopeptidase activity. Gene Ontology annotation, biological process: proteolysis. NCBI's taxonomy places the organism in Eukaryota, Viridiplantae, Streptophyta, Magnoliopsida, Fabales, Fabaceae. The record is from RefSeq and is a predicted model, not a curated record.
AUGGACGACUACUUCGAGUGGUACAAUAUGAGUGACAUACAACAUGUUCGUUUUACCAAGAUGAAGCUCGUAGGAUCUGUAAAGAAGUAUUGGCAGUACGUCCAAGUGAACCUUGAACGCUUAGGGCAACCUCCUAUCACUACUUGGGAGGAGAUGAAGUUGAAGCUUAAGGAAAAGUACGUGCCGGUCAGUCACUUAAGCACGCUUUUCAACCAAUUGAACAGCCUCAAGCAGGGAACCUCAUCGGCAGCCGACUACGUCUCUCGAUACGAUGACCUUCUAAUUCACAAUGACUUAAAUGAGCCGAGUUUUGUGGUUAUUGAGAGGUUCAUCAGCGGCCUUAGGGAUGACAUACAGAGGGAGCUCAGAGUAAACCGUCCUUACACUUUAGAGGAAGCAUAUCAUAAGGCUAUCGACAUUGACUUCCUACCUAAGUAUCCCUCCUUCAGGCGUCCCAGCUUCUCUGGAUUAGAGUCUCGUCCAACACGUAGCUCUGCUGUUUCGGCCAAUCAACGGGUAAGUCAACAACUUUCAGGGCCAAGCGCUUCUAGACCAAGAGAGUCAUCAACCUCAAACGCUCACACAGGUAGCUCAUCAAUAGAGUGUUUCAAGUGUCACUCUAAGGGACAUAUCGCUUCAAAGUGCCCGCAACGUGCGUUGCUUAUCGAAUCUCAAGAUGAUGCACUACUCGAGAGUGAGCCAAAUGUCGUCAUUGACCCUGUCGAUAUUCCUUCUAAUGUGGACGAAGAAAUUAAUUGUGAUGACAUGCCAUCAGGUCAUCUUGGAGUGAUGCGAUGCCUCCUGACUGUCCCAACGCUAGAUAACUCAUGGAAACGGAACAACAUCUUCCACACCUUCGUGAAGUGCGGUGAUAAGUCAUGCAAGUUGGUUAUUGAUAGUGGAAGUGAAAGGAACGUGAUCUCUAGUCAAGGUGUUGCUCGUCUUGGACUUAAGACAAAGCACAUUGCUAAGCCUUUCAAAGUUGCGUGGGUCGACAACACUUCAUUGCUUAUCACUCAGCAAUGUCGUGUCCCACUCCAUUUGGGCGACUACAAGGAAGAUGUUUUGUGUGUCGUGAUCCCUAUGGAUGUGUCUCACAUUCUUUUAGGAUGCCCGUGGCUAUAUGACCAUGAUGUCACUAUCCAGGGCCGAGCAAACAACCACAUCUUCAAGCAUGAGGGCAAGACCAUCUUACUUCGUCCUGCGAAGCCUGAGCCUAAAGCAAAGGGUCCAGCCGCCAUGAAAGAAUCCACCUCUAAGCCUAUCAACCUUCACCUCCUUACGGAGAAGCAGUUCAUCGAAGAAAGUAGAGAGGUUGAUGUCAUCCUUGCUGUUGUUUCCAAAGUCCUCUCUCCUCCUACACCAACACCUGACAGCCUUCCAACAGAAGUGACCCAACUCUUGGAUGAGUUUAAAGAUGUUGCACUUGAGGAGUUACCUCCUGACUUGCCACCCAUGAGGAACAUCCAGCACGCGAUCGAUUUGGUUCCAGGAUCACAGCUCCCCAACCUUUCACACUAUAGGAUGAACCCUAAAGAUCGGGAAGAGCUCAAUCGUCAGGUUAAUGGCUUGUUUGAGAAGGGCUAUAUCCAGCAUAGCCUCAGUCCUUGUACUGUCCCUGCCCUUCUGACUCCGAAGAAAGACGGCUCGUGGAGAAUGUGUGUUGAUAGUCGAGCCAUCAACAAGAUAACUGUUAAGUACAAGUUCCCGAUCCCUAGGUUAGAGGACAUGCUUAAUUUAGUAUCUGGAUCUAAAUGGUUCUCCAAGCUCGAUCUUCACAGUGGUUACCAUCAGAUUCGAAUCAACCAGGAGAUGAGUGGAAAACUGUGUUUAAAAUGCAAGAUGGACUAUACGAGUGGCUCGUUAUGCCAUUUGGCUUAA